GGUGGGCGGGGCGAGCGGUUGCUAGGAGACGGGCGCACGCAUUGUGAGGCGCCAUGGCGGCGCGGGCCGGCGCGGGGCAGGGCCCCCUGCCACGGGACGGCUACACGCAGAUCAUCGCCGACGACCGAGGACACCUGCUCCCCUCCGUGCCACGUUCAAAGGCUUCCCCCUGGGGCACCUUUUUGGGGACCUGGGACAUGCCCUUGAAAAUUCCCCCAGCCAGGCUGACUCUGACCUCCCGUUCGGCCGCCGCGGCGUCGCAGCUCACCAACUGGAUCCACGAGUCCGCCGCCCUCACUGGCGCCUGCAACGGCCUCCGACCGGACAUCACCGGCAAGCCCCAAGAGCCUUGGUCAGACACACAGGACACCAGGGAACCUUCCGGAAAGGCCACUCGGACAUCUAGCAAGGGCAUCCAGAUUCCCCAGCUCUCUCCCAAAAUGCCACUGGAGGAGGAGCUUGGCCACGAAGCGGGUGCCACGGUCGGGGUGCCGCUCUCUCGCAAGCUUGGCCGCCUGGAUGUCCGGCUCAAAGAAGUAUCACCGGAGAUCCCGGCUUCACGCCAGCCUCACUCCAAGCAGGCCAAGCACAGGGUGGAUGUCCCAGCUGAGGUCCCGCUCUCCCGCCAGCCUGCCUUUACAGAUCUUAGACUCAGGGAUGCCAUCUCUCCCGAAAUCCCCCCUACUUCACGGGAGGCCAGUCCUCAGCAGGCCACCUCGGCGGAGGUCUCUGCUCCGAGCUGGUCUGGCGCCGUGGAGGCCAAACCCAAGGCGGGUAGUUCACCCACUCUCACGGUGUUGCCUUGCCCUGUGCCAGCGGAGGCCAGUCCCCCAGGAACCACCUCACCUGAGGCGCUGGUGGCCAGCCACGCUCUCCCCAAGGCUGGCUGUGCCUCCAGGACACGCAAGGGCAUGGCCAAGAGAGAGAAGAGCGUGUCCCCAGAGCGGGACGGGUGGACGAGGUGCCCGCCGUGCUCCGAGGAAAGAGCGGGACAAACACCCCACUUGGGCCCAAGCACGAGACAAGGGCAAACGCCCCGGCUGCGAUUUUGAGCCCUUCUUGCUCUCCCGGCUCCCUCCCCCUGGCUGCAGGCGCUUCCCCUCCCCUGCUGCUCCCUGCGUCUGGCACAAACCAGCCUCCCUUCAUCUCGCUGGCAAGUAGGAGGCUCCAGCGGAGCCGCAGGACACGCAGCUUCCCAGCGCCCAGCAGCCAGCAACGCGCUCAACCAAAAACUGCUUUCCCACCUAAGCCUGUGUCCGAGCCUUAGCGAUGAAGGAGAGCUGGGUCAAAGGAGCCCAAGCGAGGCAGACAGCACUACACAGCCAGCAUUUGUGUUUUCAUGGCAACCGGAAAAAUAAA
Dromaius novaehollandiae (emu) is the source of this 1359-nucleotide messenger RNA. RefSeq names its product cilia and flagella associated protein 126 (gene CFAP126). Lineage: Eukaryota; Metazoa; Chordata; Aves; Casuariiformes; Dromaiidae. Gene Ontology annotation, cellular component: ciliary basal body. The record is from RefSeq and is a predicted model, not a curated record. Gene Ontology annotation, biological process: cilium organization. The transcript has 4 exons. Bases 54 to 1052 code for a protein of 332 amino acids.